Choloepus didactylus (southern two-toed sloth) is the source of this 9184-nucleotide messenger RNA. It is a transcript of the gene PDE4DIP, whose product is annotated as phosphodiesterase 4D interacting protein. Bases 501 to 8168 code for a protein of 2555 amino acids. The transcript is spliced from 41 exons. Gene Ontology annotation, cellular component: microtubule organizing center. Lineage: Eukaryota; Metazoa; Chordata; Mammalia; Pilosa; Megalonychidae. The record is from RefSeq and is a predicted model, not a curated record.
UGCGCAAAGCUGGCGCCAGAAUCCCGGACUACAGCUCCCAGCGGAACCUGACCUUGGUCGCAGGCGCUUAGCCGACGGCGCCAUCUUGAAAUCUGAUCCUCAAUCUCUGAGACUUUGCGUCAGCAACGGGUAGCCGCUAGUGUACGGGGAAGCCAGCCUGCUCAAAGGGGAGGACGUUUAGGACGCGGCGGCUGGCGGGGAAGACAGCUGUAGGAGAUAUGGCAGGUUGCGAGCGCGGCCUGCGUCGCUGUCACUCAGCAUCCCCCUGAGGUGUUUCUACACCCGACCCCUCCCCGAGGGGGCGGGGCUGACCACUGUGGUACCCAGAGCAGGCGCGCGGGUGGCAGAGGUGCGCGCCUGCAGAGUGGAGACCCCACCGGGCUGUGUGUCCUGCUAGCUGGAGACUACCGAGGCGGGAGACCGAGCGCAGUGAAGAACGAGUGAGUGAUCCCGGAGCAGCCGCGGACCGCAGGGAAGCUCGGCACUCGCUAGGAGGGAAGAUGAAGGAGAUUUGCAGGAUCUGUGCCCGGGAGCUGUGCGGAAACCAGCGGCGCUGGAUCUUCCACACAGCGUCCAAGCUCAAUCUCCAGGUUCUGCUUUCUCACGUACUGGGCAAGGAUGUCUCCCGCGAUGGCAAAGCAGAGUUUGCUUGCAGCAAAUGUGCUUUCAUGCUUGAUCGGAUCUAUAGAUUCGACACCGUUAUUGCCCGGAUCGAAGCCCUUUCUAUUGAACGUUUGCAGAAGCUGCUGCUGGAGAAGGAUCGCCUGAAGUCCUGCAUUGCUGGCAUGUAUCGGAAGAAUAACGAUGACUCUGGCGCGGAGAACAAGGCGGGGAAUGGGACGGUUGACAUUUCCGGCUUACCCGAUAUGAGAUACUCUGCGCUGCUCCAGGAAGACUUUGCCUAUUCAGGGUUUGAGUGCUGGGUAGAAAAUGAAGACCAGAUUCAGGAGCCACACAGCUGCCAUACUUUGGAAGGCCCUGGAAAUCGACCCAGGAGAUGCCGUGGCUGUGCAGCUUUGCGGGUUGCUGAUUCUGACUAUGAAGCCAUUUGUAAGGUGCCUCGGAAGGUGGCCAGAAGUAUCUCCUGUGGCCCUUCUAGGUGGUCUACCAGCAUUUGCACUGAAGAACCAGCUUUGUCUGAGGUUGGGCCACCAGACUUAAGCACAAAGGUACCCCCAGAUGGGGAAAGCAUGGAGGAAGGGACACCGGGUUCCUCUGUGGAAUCUUUGGAUGCAAGUGUACAGACUAGUCCUCCACAACAGAAGGAUGAGGAAACUGAGAGAAGUGCAAAGGAACUUGUAAAGUGUGACUGUUGUUCAGAUGAACAGGCUCCACUGCUUGUGUGUAACCACAAGCUGGAGCUAGCUCUUAGCAUGAUUAAAGGUCUUGAUUAUAAGCCCAUUCAGAGCCCCCGAGGGAGCAAGCUUCCUAUUCCAGUGAAAUCUAGCCCACCUGGAGCCAAGCCUGGCCAUAUCAUGACAGAUGGAGUUAGUUCCGGUUCCCUUAACAGGACUUUGAAACCCCUUUACAAGACACCUGUGAGUUAUCCGUUGGAGAUUUCAGACCUGCAAGAGCUUUGGGAUGAUCUCUGUGAAGAUUAUUUGCCACUCCGGGUUCAGCCCAUGACUGAAGAGCGAUUCAAACAACAAAAGCUGAAUUCAGAUGAGACCACUAUAAGUCAGCAGUCUGUAUCUGAUCCCCACUUGGCAGACCUCCAGGAAAGAAUCCAGCAAACAGAGGCCGCCAACAAGGUUCUUCAAGAGAAACUGAAUGAAAUGAGCUAUGAACUAAAGUCUGCUCAGGAGUCAUCUCAGAAGCAAGAUAGUACAAUUCAAGGCCUCAAGGAAACCCUGAAAAGUAGGGAAAGUGAGACUGAGGAGUUGUAUCAGGUGAUUGAAGGUCAAAAUGACACAAUGGCAAAACUUCGAGAAAUGCUACACCAAAGCCAGCUUGGACAACUUCAUAGCUCAGAGGGUACUUCCCCAACUCAGCAACAGGUGGCUCUGCUUGAUCUUCAGAGUGCUUUAUUCUGCAGCCAGCUUGAAAUUCAGAAACUUCAGAGGGUGGUACGACAGAAAGAACGCCAACUGGCUGAUGCCAAACGAUGUGUGCAAUUUGUAGAGGCUGCAGCACAUGAGAGAGAACAGCAGAAAGAGGCUUCUUGGAAACAUAACCAGGAACUGCGAAAAACCUUGCAGCAGCUACAAGGAGAAUUACAGAAUAAGUGCCAACAACUUCGUGCCCUGGAGGCUGAAAAAUACAGUGAGAAUCGGACCCAGAAGCAGAACAUUCAACACCUAAACCAUACUCUGAGUCACAAAGAGCAGCUGCUUCAGGAAUUUCGGGAGCUCCUGCAGUAUCAGGAUAACUCGGAUAAAACUCUUGAAGCAAAUGAAAUGUUGCUUGAGAAACUUCGGCAGCGAAUCCAAGAUAGAGAUGUUGCUCUAGAGCGGGCCAUAGAUGAAAAGUUUUCCGCUCUGGAAGAAAAAGAAAAAGAACUGCGUCAGCUUCAUCUUGCUGUGAGAGAGCGAGAUCAUGACUUAGAGAGACUACGUGGUGUCCUCUCUUCCAAUGAAGCUACCAUGCAAAGUAUGGAGAGUCUCCUGAAGGCCAAAGGCCUGGAAGUGGAACAGUUAUCUGCUACUUGUCAAAACUUCCAAUGGCUGAAAGAAGAAAUGGAAAUCAAAUUUAGCCAUUGGCAGAAGGAACAAGAAAGUAUCAUUCAGCAGUUACAGACAUCUCUACAUGACAGGAACAAGGAAGUGGAGGAUCUUAGUGCAACAUUGCUCUGCAAACUUGAACCAGGGCAGAAUAAAAUAGCUGAGGAGCUAUGCCAGCGUUUACAGAGAAAGGAAAGGAUGCUGCAGGACCUUCUAAGUGAUCGAAACAAACAAGCUAUGGAAUAUGAAAUGGAAAUUCAGGUUCUGCUUCAGUCCAUGAGCACCAGGGAGCAGGAGAGCCAAGCUGCUGCAGAGAGGAUGGUACAAGCCCUAAUGGAAAGAAAUUCAGAAUUACAGGCCCUGCGCCAACAUUUAGGAGGGAAAGACUUAAUGGUGUCCCAGUCUAACAAACCAGUUGAAGUUACUUCUGUUAGCCCUCAUCUUGGAGAGCAGCCUGAUCAAGUUUCAAUGCAAAUACCCUCCAGAGAUGACAGCACUUCAUUGACUGCCAAAAGGGACGCCAGUAUGCCCAGGUCCACUUUAGGAGACUUGGACACUGUUUCAGGGCUGGAAAAAGAACUGAGUAAUGCCAAAGAGGAACUUGAACUCAUGGCUAAAAAAGAAAGGGAAAGUAGGAUGGAACUUUCUGCUUUACAGUCCAUGGUGGCUGUCCAGGAAGAAGAGCUUCAGGUGCAGGCUGCUGAUAUGGAGUCCCUGACAAGGAACAUACAGAUUAAAGAAGACCUUAUAAAGGAUCUGCAAAUGCAACUGGUUGAUCCUGAAGACAUACCAGCUAUGGAACGCCUGACCCAAGAAGUCUUGCUUCUUCGGGAAAAAGUUGCUUCAGUAGAAUCACAGGGUCAAGAAACUUCAGGAAACCGAAGACAACAGUUGCUGCUGAUGCUGGAAGGACUGGUAGAUGAACGGAGUCGGCUCAAUGAGGCCUUACAAGCAGAGAGACAACUCUAUAGCAGUCUGGUGAAGUUCCAUGCCCACCCAGAGAACUCUGAGAGAGAUCAAACUCUGCACGCGGAACUGGAAGGCGCCCAGGUGUUACGUGGUCGGCUAGAAGAAGUUCUUGGAAGAAGCCUGGAGCGCUUAAGCAGGCUGGAGACCCUGGCCGCCAUUGGAGGUGCAGCUUCAGGGGAUGACAUCGAAGAUGCAAGCACUGAGUUCACUGACAGUAUUGAGGAGGAGGCUGCACACAACAGCCACCAGCAUUUCAUCAAGGUGGCUUUGGAGAAAAGUCUGGCAGCUGUGGAAAUCCAGAGCAUAUCUCUUGCCCCUACUUCCCUGACAGGAGGGGACAGUAACAGGGAUCUUCAGGAGGAAAUGCUCCACCUGAGGGCAGAGAUCCACCAGCACUUAGAGGACAAGAGAAAAGCUGAAGGAGAACUGAAGGAGCUAAAGGCUCAAAUUGAGGAAGCAGGAUUCUCCUCUGUGUCCCACAUCAGGAACACCAUGCUGAGCCUUUGCCUUGAGAAUGCAGAGUUGAAAGAGCAGAUGGGAGAAGCAAUGUCUGAUGGAUGGGAAAUGGAGGAAGACAAGGAGAAAGGCAAGGUGAUGGUGGAGACUGUGGUAGCCAAAGGGUGUCUGAAUGAGAAUGGUCUUCAGGCUGAAUUCAGGAAGCUCCAGGGAAAACUGAGGAAUGCCCACAACAUCAUCAAUGUCCUUAAAGAGCAGCUGGUGCUCAGUGUUAAAGAUAGGAAUAGUAAAAUUACUCCAGACCAACUUGUGCACCUGGCCAGGGAGAUGGAUAGAAUGGACCCAGAACUGGUUUGUUCACCUGGGAAGAACCAACACCAAGAGGUGGAGGAUGCUGCCAUGAAGCCCUGUCCCGGACCCCAGAGCCUCAAUCUUGGGGCUGCCCUCCCAGUGGAUGCCCUCCAAGUGCAUAGCCUGUCCCAGGCCAGUGACCCUGGGCCUCAGUCAGAAUUUAGCCUCCCAGGAUCCACCAAACACCUGCGCUCACAGCUUGCACAAUGCAGACAACACUACCAAGAUCUCCAGGAGAAGCUGCUGAUAUCAGAGGCCACUGUCUUUGCCCAGGCCAACCAGCUGGAGAAACUCAGAGUCAAAUUUAGUAAAUCCUUGGUGAAGCAGGACAGCAAGCAGGUCCAGGUGGACCUCCAGGAUCUGGGCUAUGAAACAUGUGGCCGAAGUGAGAAUGAGGCCGAGCGGGAGGAGACUACUAGUCCUGAGUGUGAGGAGCACAACAACCCCAUGGAAACAGUUCUGACAGAGGGGCUGGGCUCCAAGCAGGGACUCCUGGGCUUGGCACUGAACAGUCCCCCAAGGAAGAAGCCCCUUGAGAUUCACCAAGGGAAGCAGGAUGACUUCGAGGAAUAUGGAACAUCAGAAGACAUCUCUGCCCUACAGGAGGACAUAAAAACUCUGAAGGCCCAGCUGCAGAAGUCCAACAAGGUCAUUCAGAACCUCAAGAGCCGUGUCCGGUCUCUCUCAGUUACAAGCGAUUAUUCAUCCAGUCUGGAAAGGCCCCGAAAGAUGAAAGCCAUUGGCACCCUCAAGGGGUCCUCACCUCACAGUGCCACGGAUGAGGAUGAGGGGUGGCUAUCUGAUGGCACUGGGGCUUUCCGUUCCCCAGGUCUUCAGGCCAGAAAGGAUCUGGAGAGUCUCAUCCAGAGAGUGUCCCAGCUGGAGGCUCAGUUCCCAAAAACCGGACUGGAAGGGAGGCUGGCAGAGGAGCUGAGAUCAGCCACAUGGCCUGGGAAAUAUGAUUCCCUGAUUCAAGAUCAGGCCAGAGAACUGUCCUACCUACGGCAGAAAAUACGAGAAGGGAGAGGUAUCUGUUACCUUCUCACACAGCAUACGAAAGAUACAGUAAAAUCUUUUGAGGACCUCCUCAGAAGCAAUGACAUUGACUACUACCUGGGGCAGAGCUUUCGGGAGCAACUCGCCCAGGGAAGCCAGAUGACAGAGCGGCUCACCAGCAAACUAAGCACCAAGGAUCAUAAAAGUGAGAAAGAUCAAGCUGGACUUGAGCCAUUGGCCCUCAGGCUCAGCAGAGACUUGCAGGAGAAGGAGAAAGUGAUUGAAGUCCUACAGGCCAAGCUGGAUGCCCGGUCCCUGACCCCCUCCAGCAGCCAUGGCUUGUCUGACUCCCACCGCUCUCCCAGCAGCACCUCCUUCCUGUCUGAUGAGCUAGAAGCCUGCUCCGACAUGGACAUAGCCAGCGAGUUCACCCACCAAGAACAGAAGAAUGUUUCACCCGAUCACUCAGAUUACAUCCAUCAUUCGAAUCAUUCUGCUGUGUUUUCUUCUAAACCAUCAACAACCAAUGCUUCUCAGGGGGUUAAGGCCGAAUCCAGCAGUAACCCCAUCAGCCUGCCAACUCCCCAGAAUCCCCCUGAGGACGCCUCCCAGGUCCAUCCAGGCUUUCAUUUUAACUCCAUACCCAAGCUGGGUAGCCUCUCCCAGGCUCCACUGCCCUCAGCUCCACCCAGCUUCCUGCCUUUCAGUCCCCCUGGCCCUCCCCUCUUUGGCUGCUGUGACACACCGGUGUUUUCCUUGGCCGAGGCUCAACAGGAGCUGCAGAUGCUGCAGAAGCAGUUGGGAGAAAGUAUCAGCACUGUCCCUCCUUCUGCCCCAGCUUCAUUGCCCACCAACCCUUUGGAAGCCAGCUCUUCCCACUACGUCAACCCUGCCCAACCCCACUCUCCUCUGAGGGGCUCCAUAGAACUGGGCAGAAUCCUGGAGCCUGGGUACAUGGGCAGCAGUGGCCAGUGGGACAUGAUGAGGCCUCAGAAAGGGAAUAUAUCUGGGAACUUAUCCUCAGGCUCCUCUGUGUCCCAACUUAACUCCAAACCAACAGGGGCUGACCUACUAGAAGAGCAUCUUGGUGAAAUUCGGAACCUGCGCCAGCGCCUCGAGGAGUCCAUCUGCAUCAAUGACCGCCUGCGUGAGCAGCUGGAACACCGGCUCAGCUCUACUGCCCGUGGAAGUGGGUCCACGUCUAACUUCUAUACUCAGGGCCUGGAGUCCAUACCUCACCUCUGUGAGUACAGAGACCUCAGGGAAGAAAACCGGAGACUUCAGGCUCAGCUGAGUCACAUUUCUAGAGAGCACUCCCAGGAAAUGGAAUGCUUGAGGGAGGCUCUGUUGUCCUCUCGAUCCCGGCUUCAAGAGCUAGAAAUGGAGCUGGAGCACCAGAAGGUAGAACAUCAGCAUCUUAUGGAAGACUUAAAGGCAAAGCAGCAAGAGAUCUUGCAUUUCCAGGAGGAACGACUAUCUCUUCAGGAGAAAGACUCUAGGCUGCAGCACCAGCUGGCCCUCCUGCAGCAGCAGUGUGAGGAGAAACAGCAGCUCUUCCAGUCUCUCCAGUCAGAGCUACAGAUCUGGGAGGCAUUUGAUGGCAAUUCCAAGAAGGGACUGAAAGCUUACAGCUGGGAUGCCUGUCACCAUAUCCCUUUGAGCAGUGACUUGAGCAAGUUAGUGGCAGAGGUACAGGCUUUGAGAGGACAGCUGGAACAGAGCAUUCAGGUGAACAAUUGUCUGCGACAGCAGCUGGAGCAGCAGUUGGACGGCAGAGCCCACACACCAAGCCUCAGCCUCUCCUCUGCCAUCCAGAGCUUCCCAGCCAACACUGAUUCUGGAAAUAAGCAGCCACUCUUCAAAGAUUCAAUUUCUUCCCCACCAGUUCGAGAUGUUGGUGUGACUUCUCCGGCUCUGGUCUUCCCUGGCCCUUGUCCCUCUGCUCCUGGCUCAGAGACUUCCAUCUUCAAUAGGACAAAUGAGCCAAGUGUGGCUGCUUCUCCAGUAAUGAAGGAACCUCCCAAGCUGGAGGGUGAUGCUACUGAUGGCUCCUUUGCCAGUAAGCAUGGCCGCCAUGUCAUUGGCCACAUAGAUGACUAUAGAGCCCUAAGAGAGCAGAUUGGAGAGGGCAAACUGCUGGUCAAAAAGCUAGAGUCUCUUGUGAGAUCAGCAUGCAACUUCCCUGGCCCUGCAGCUCAAGGCACUGAGGUGCUGGGGAGUGAUCGUGACCAUGAGCUUCGCAGCAGCACCCGUGCCCUGCACCACACCCUGGAGGAGUCGGCUUCCCUCCUCACCAUGUUCUGGAGAGCAGCCUUGCCAAACUCCACCAGCCUUGCCCUGCCUGACAAAGUGGGAGAGUCAAUGAAAAGGGAACUUCUGGAACUGAGAACCAAACUAUCCAAACAGGAGGAUCUCCUUCAGACCACAGCUGAGCGCCUGAAUACAGCCAACCAGCAGAAGGAGAGCAUGGAGCAGUUCAUUUUCAGCCACUUGAGCAGGACACAUGAUGUUCUAAAGAAGGCAAGGACUAAUUUGGAGAAGAACACUUACAAGAUUUCUUCUGUAAAGCCUUAUUCCUGUCCCAGCAAAGGUGAAACCCCUAAGGGCUCUGCCAUGCAUUCCAGUCUUGUGACUCUUGCCUUCCAGGAGCCAUGCAAGAAGCGAAGCCACCAGAAGUCCUUAAAACAGCAGGAAGGGUGGACCUGUCCCCCUUUUGUGCAGCUACCUAUCUACUGAGCAGGAGCUGGGCCCCAUUCUACAAACCUGCUGGAAAUGCCAGAAGGAGUCAGAUCUGUCCUGGUGGGGCAGGGAGAAAAGAGGAAGCCUUUCUUGCAGUUAUGGAACACCUUUAGUCAAGAUCCUCCCAGUCCAGCGCUAAGCAAAAUCCACUACUUUUGCAUGCAGGACCUUGUGACACUGCUUCUAAACAGCCUCGGUGGCACUUGGAACUAGCUACAGCACAAGUUUCUCACCUUAGCAGAUAUCCUAAGAUGGUCAACUCAAGGGAAACAGGACCCUGCUUCCUCUGAAUGGAACAUGUGGUCCCAACACUGGAGCUCCACAAGUAGUUCUAAAAGCACAGUACUGAGCAGGACGCCCCGACGGACAGAGUGUUGUGGAGGCUCCAUGAGCUCGGCUCUCAGGCCCACACUGAGUCACAGGCAGGAUGGGCUCCAUCUAUACCUUAGCAUCUGAGUUUUUUUGAGCCCACACCAUGAAAGCAGUGACUACUCAAAUGCCAUCUCAGGCUUGCCAUGGCACCUUCUGUUUAUUUUCUUUUAUGAUCUCCAAAUUUUACCAACCCCUCUCUAAAUUUGCCAUCCCCUUUCUUCCUCCUAACUUUCACCUGGGGAAUUGGGAUUGAUAGCCAAAACAAGCCCUUUGAAAGUCUCAUGGAAAGCAAACCUGUGCUCAUUUUCAAGUAGCAUGUGAGAGACCCCCAGUUAUGCUAAAACCUAGUUUGUGUCUUCACAGUGCUUAUAGGACAUGUGUGUGUAUAAAUGUAUGAUAUAUAUUUAUAUAUGCUGCUUCAGUGAUAUGUUGAAGGUCAAAAUAAAUGGUGGACAGGGUCAGUGAGAGGAAAUAAUCUUUGUAGUGGCUGUCAAGACAAAUGUAUAAGAAAAUAAAUAUUUAGUGUUUCUUUGUCUGGCCUUGUUCUCCAUUCCUGUACCAGAUCCUGGGCAAAUUUUCAUUAAGAAACUCACACUGUAAUGCUCGAAGUAUAAAUUUAAAAGAAUAAAUUUUUCCCCUUU